Messenger RNA from Oikopleura dioica, 678 nucleotides. Lineage: Eukaryota; Metazoa; Chordata; Appendicularia; Copelata; Oikopleuridae. The record is from the annotation of a GenBank genome assembly.
AUGGCGAAUCGGCCGAAUAAUAUUAAUGUCAAGCAUGCUUAUUUGCUUCACAAAUCUUCAUUGAGCAAUCCGAAAGUUAGAAGACUCGAGCGCGAGGCGGGAAAAUGGAUGUCACAGUUUAAAUCUGAAGCUGGAAAGACUGGCGAUAUCUACUGCCGGCCAAAUACUGCUACUCGUUACGGAACUUCUCAUACAGCAAAACGGCCCUUUGCAAGAUCUAAUGGUUUAGUCGAGGGAAGUUAUGCCGCAGAAAAGAGUUUGCCCAUUGGAAAUCCUUGCGAUGCGGAGUUGAGUAAUCUCAUGCGGUGCAUGCGAGAUAAUGACUACGACAAUACGCCUUGUUUAGAUGUCCAAAAGGCGUAUUUAACAUGCUGUCAAACCGCUUUGAGCGAUUAUAACGCGAAGAAAGAGCGAUUUUUAAAUGGCGAGCGAACGGAUGGCCUUUAUUCUCAAAAAGUAAUCAACGAAAUGUUCGAAGAUGUAAAUCAGAAGCUAGACAUGAACCAGUGGCGAUUCAUUUGUAAUUCUAUGUCAGGCUUCGAUGCUCGCACUCGUGGUCGACAGCCAAACAACUCUCCCAAAGAAAAGCUUCACUGGCACGUUUGUGAAGUCCCUUCGGACUUGGCCUUUCCACACGGACCUUCUAUCGCCGGAACAACUAAGAAAGACAAAUUAUAA